AUGGGCGCCGUGAUGGGAACCUUCUCCUCCCUGCAGACAAAGCAAAGAAGACCCUCCAAAGGUCAACUGUAUGUUUUGGACUACGCCCCUCGCCAAAACAAGUCAGACAAAGUUGAAGAUGAGCUUGAAAUGGCAACAGUCUGUUAUCGCCCAGAAGGACUAGAACAACUAGAAGCACAAACAAAUUUUUCAAAACGAGAACUCCAAGUUCUUUACCGGGGUUUCAAAAAUGAAUGUCCUAGUGGGGUUGUUAAUGAAGAUACAUUUAAGCAAAUCUACUCCCAAUUCUUUCCACAUGGAGAUGCAAGCAUGUAUGCACAUUAUCUAUUUAAUGCAUUUGAUGCUGCCCAGUCUGGGUCAGUAAAAUUUGAGGAUUUUGUAGCUGCUUUGUCAAUUUUGUUAAGAGGAACGAUUCGUGAAAAGCUGAGGUGGACUUUCAAUCUGUAUGACUUAAACAAAGAUGGAUACAUCAACAAAGAGGAAAUGAUGGAUAUAGUUAAGGCCAUAUAUGACAUGAUGGGUAAAUAUACCUACCCUGUACUCAAAGAAGAUGCCCCCAAGCAACACGUGGAAUUAUUUUUUCAGAAAAUGGAUAAAAAUAAAGAUGGAAUUGUAACCUUGGAUGAAUUCAUAGAGUCAUGUCAAGAGUUUGUGAACUAUUUGGUCAUAGUCCCCUUCUUGUUCAAAACACGUCAAGAAUUCAUCAAUGUAAAUUAG
Messenger RNA from Bufo gargarizans (Asiatic toad), 717 nucleotides. RefSeq names its product potassium voltage-gated channel interacting protein 1 (gene KCNIP1). The transcript is spliced from 9 exons. Gene Ontology annotation, cellular component: voltage-gated potassium channel complex. Bases 1 to 717 code for a protein of 238 amino acids. NCBI's taxonomy places the organism in Eukaryota, Metazoa, Chordata, Amphibia, Anura, Bufonidae. Gene Ontology annotation, biological process: regulation of potassium ion transmembrane transport. The record is from RefSeq and is a predicted model, not a curated record. Gene Ontology annotation, molecular function: transmembrane transporter binding; potassium channel regulator activity; calcium ion binding.